AGAGCUGUAGGUCAAGAAAAUCGGGAAAGUAAUAAUUGUUGGGUCUACUGCCGUAGAAACCGGAUCUUCAAAUCCACUGUCCUUGGCUCACUACCUCCGUCAUCUCCAAUAUAUUCACUGUACGAGUUUACAUGCAAGACUCUUAGUUAUAUCUGCUUCGGAAAAAAGCACGCGUACUAG
Molecule: messenger RNA, 180 nt
Organism: Bipolaris zeicola 26-R-13
Lineage: Eukaryota; Fungi; Ascomycota; Dothideomycetes; Pleosporales; Pleosporaceae
Exons: 1
Source: RefSeq, a predicted model, not a curated record